Tuber aestivum (summer truffle) is the source of this 1693-nucleotide messenger RNA. NCBI's taxonomy places the organism in Eukaryota, Fungi, Ascomycota, Pezizomycetes, Pezizales, Tuberaceae. The record is from the annotation of a GenBank genome assembly.
UUUUCCCCUUCUUCCCCUGCUGCCGACGUGGACAGACAACUCAACCGUUUUUUCACUUGCCUUUUUCACCGUCCAACUCAUAACUCGGUCAAUUAGGGAAAAACAACACUUCAUCACGCGAAGAAAAAGAGGAGGAUUUCGCACCAAGAAAAUCGCCAAAGGGUUUCUUUCCUCUUCACCUUUUCACACCUCUCUGCAUCCAUCCGUCUGAGCGCGUUAUUAAUUCGCGUCGCUGCUGUCCCGCAUUCCGCGCGAAAAUCUACCGAUUAACUGUGCCUUACCGCCAGCACACCGCUCUAUCACUUUUCCGCCCCCAAAAACCCGGAUCCCCCCAAAACCAAACCACAUCACACCCAUAACCACGAACGAACGAACGAACCAGCGGACCAAAACGUGUCAGCGAGGAAGGGCGAACUACCGGAGCGAAACGGAAUAAGAGGCGAUUGAGUACAAAUAAACAAGUGGACGAAUAUGCUUCUACCAAGCGCAUUACCGUGCGAUGGCCGCGCGCCAUCCAGUCCUCUGAGAAGAUCCUCCCGUCAGUCACAGCAGAUGUUCGCAUCCUACCGGUCACCGCCACUCGAGGAGCCAAACCUGAUGGCGAAUGCGACGUCCGGGUUGAUACAGACAUGCAAGCGAUUACACCAGAUUCUCUCCGUAGACCGAUCAAGCACCCCACCUCCAUCCGCGUCGCCGAUGAAGCUGCGGGAAGUGCCACAGCCGAGCACGCCCCUGCGGAGGACUGCUCGGGGAGGGGUGCGAACGCCCGUGAACAGGGGCAACAAGCGGUGCAGAGCUGUGGCCUUCCACGGGAAGGAGGACGACAUUGAGAGUGAAAAUUCAGACCAGGAAUUACGGGACCCCUUCUCCACGCCCAAGAACAAACGUGCCAGACUAACGACCGCGCCCUCGCCGCCGAACCGGAACCUGCGAUUCGUAGGCGCGGGUGUGGAGGCAUCCGAGGGGGAGGACGGAGUGUGGACUUCGGAGGAAGAUAGGCAAUUGGUGGAAUUGGUAUUGCGGAAAUUGAAACUGUCAAAGGACGAUUGGGAGGAGUGCGCGCGAAGUCUCGGUCGACGGAACGGAAAGGCCCUGGGCAAGCGAUGGGACUCGCUCAUCUCGAAUAGAGAGCUGGUGCUCCGGGAUAAACGGAGGAUAAAGCCUCGACCGUCGAGGAGGAUCUGAGGUCACUCUACUCCCAGAUCCACUCGAUUAUCUUUUUCAUCUUUUAUACCAUAUUCUUCUUCGGUAUUGAUAUUUAUCAGUAGAUGUCCUUUUUAUUACUCGCAAAAAAUUCCCGGGAGUAACAGUCUCUUUUUUGGUUUUUAUUAUCUUUUUGCGUCGCGUGGGGCGUGCUUGCACGCUUCAGCUGUUUAUAUGGAUACCCUUGUACGAAUUUUUCCUACCUACCAUACUUAUGCCUAACGCGUCUCCUUUGUUUUAUUAUCCUUCCCAUCUAUUUCAAUUGUACUAUUAGUUGCGGAGAGAGAAGGGGGGGGAAGAUUACGAUAUCUAGGGGGCUGGUUAGUUGGUUUGGCUGGUUGGGGGGGGUUGGGUAUUGGCAUUGGUUUAUCGGUAUUGGAUAACUUUUUUUUAUUUUUAUUUUUACUGUAACGACCUGUAUACUAGUAUGUUAUGAUUGUGAUGAUUUAUUGAAGCUACCGUAUUUACAAAUUAAUUGUAUUACCCCUUG